Daphnia carinata is the source of this 1342-nucleotide messenger RNA. RefSeq lists its product as uncharacterized. Lineage: Eukaryota; Metazoa; Arthropoda; Branchiopoda; Diplostraca; Daphniidae. The transcript has 2 exons. Bases 226 to 1254 code for a protein of 342 amino acids. The record is from RefSeq and is a predicted model, not a curated record.
AAAUUUGCAGACGAUUAAACCAUCCGCCAUUGUUCGGCCAUUUUUCAUUCGUCGACCGGGAUCAGUCGGAAUCAGAAUCGAUCACUGCAAUUCUCCGAGAAUAUUGUAAUUCUUUCGAUUUUAAAAAAAUUUCGUAACAUCAUAUUCAUCUCAAUAAAUCACAAUUCUAACGUGUUCGAAGCUUCUUGACAAAGCACAUUUCUUCUUUCUAUAUCGCAUUGUAUUAUGGACCUAAACAAACUGAUGGACAAGCCAGAGGCUGGGGCAAUAUCAAAAUCUUCUGUAACACCACAAACUUCGACUAACGUUGAAUUAACUGGUACGAUGGAAGAAACAUCGAACGUGUCGCAGCCGAAAACCCACGGCCAUGUAUGCACCUGUACUUCGAAGCCUGUUUGGCCGGUGGAUCCUGCAUUUGUUGACACUGUCAUUUCGAAAUUGUUACAACUUAAAGUAGUUGAAGAGUACUUCCGCAAAAAUCAACAAUGUCCAUGUUCCACUUUCUCACAAGACCAAUAUUGCAAAACUGAGAACGCCGUAAAGCUAGAAUCGGACCCAACCGAAAUCCCUCUCACGUCUGAAUACGCAGAGAUCCCGAAUAAAAGUGCAAAAAAGAAGAACCCGGGAAAAGCACAAUGGAAUAAGUCGUACCAAAGGCGUUUGGCAAGAAGGCAAGCAGAAAGAGAAGCUCGAGCUCAGCAAAUGUCUCAAGAUGCUUUAGAAAACAAGUCUCUCGUUCCUGGAGAGCAUCAACCUGAUACACCAAUUGUACUGAACUCCGAAACGAACGAGGUCCCGAAUGUAAAGAAGAUGAGGGAGCCGGCAAAUACACAUUGGAAUACAGCUAAACAAAUUGCUUGGAAAGAAGAAAGAGAAGCUCAAGUCCAACAAAUGUCUGAAGCUUCUGGAAGAUACAAGUUUUCCCCUCCCGAAUCCUAUGACAUCGUGACCCUAUUAGAAGACAUUGAUUCACUAUUGGUUCCUGGAGCUGGGGCUUCUUCUUUGUCGAACAUCUCGAUAACGCCGGGAAAUGAUAUUUCAUUUGAUAAGAUACUUAACCCAACUGAUCUAAGCAUACAUGAACAGCACGUCGACUCUAAAAUUCUUACUUCUCUUACGACACUGGGUGAUCCAGCAAUUGAUUCGGAAGUUUGGGAUAAAAGCUUAUGCUUUGACAACCCAAGUCGAAAGAUGAAUGCCAGCCGUCAGAUGCAGCUGUGGAUGCAGCACAAUCGCCAGAAGAACGACGAGUAGCUGAAGAAGAAACAGGAUCCCUAAUUUUCGAGAAAAAAAUGGUAAAAAACACAAGAAAAAAAUUCAUCAAUUGUAUUUCUUCCUUUUU